Molecule: messenger RNA, 2968 nt
Organism: Oryzias latipes (Japanese medaka)
Lineage: Eukaryota; Metazoa; Chordata; Actinopteri; Beloniformes; Adrianichthyidae
Gene: elac1
Product: elaC ribonuclease Z 1
Cellular component (GO): nucleus
Molecular function (GO): 3'-tRNA processing endoribonuclease activity
Source: RefSeq, a predicted model, not a curated record
CCCCUUUUUCGUCAUCAACAUGCGGCGAGUGUUUACAGGAAGCGUGGUUCCUUUUAUCCACGCUGGAAACUCCUUUUAAAGUUUUUAUUAUGACUAUGGAUAUUACGUUUCUUGGUACUGGGUCGGCUUACCCGUCCCCUCACCGCGGUGCCUCGGCUCUGGUUCUGCGUUUGGACGGGGACUGCUGGUUGUUUGACUGUGGAGAGGGAACCCAGACUCAGCUGAUGAAGAGCCAGCUGCGAGCCGGUCGAAUCACCAAGGUUUUCAUCUCCCACUUGCACGGAGACCACUUGUUCGGUUUGCCUGGUCUUCUUUGCACCGUAAGCCUCAACAGCAGCGCUGAAUCCCAACAGAACCUGAAAUGUGUGGAUAUCUACGGGCCCCGGGGCCUUCGACACUUUCUCAGGGUCACACUGGGGCUCACAGGAUCACAACUGCUCUUCCCUUAUGCAGUUCAUGAGCUGGAGCCGACACCAGACCAGUGUCCACAAGAGGGACUGCUUAGUAUUGAGCUAGCCACGGAGCGCGGCCCGCUCCAUCCCCAGGAGCAGCCUGGCAGGACAAUUUGUCUGGAUGCUGAAAGUGACUCUUACCUUCUCUUUGAGGACAAGAAGUUUGUAGUGAAAGCCUUCAGGUUGUUUCACCGCAUCCCUUCUUUCGGGUUUUGCAUUCAGGAGCACGAUCGACCAGGGAGACUUAAAACUGAGCUACUUAAAGAACUUGGCAUGAAGCCAGGACCUCUUUUUGGACGUCUGAAAGCUGGGGAGACAGUAACUCUGGAAAAUGGGCGUGUGGUUCUGCCCAGUGAGGUUCUGGAGAAGGCCAUCUCAGGAAGGAAAGUCUGCAUUUUAGGAGACUGCAGCUCCGUGCUCGGGGAGGCGGCGCUCCGAUUGUGUCACGGAGCGAACGUGCUGGUUCACGAGGCCACGCUGGGGAACGAGCAUCAGGAAAAGGCCGUGGAGCACGGACACAGCACGCCUGGGAUGGCGGCAGCGGUGGCGCGGGCCUGCUGUGCGCAAAGGCUGGUUCUUUACCACUUCAGUCAGAGGUACAAACCCAGCUCGCUGCUGAAGGACGGGGACGAGAACGAAGUGUUGGGGCUUAAGAGGGACGCUGAGGAGGCACUUCAGGGCAGAGACGUAGAGGUGACACUAGCAGAGGACUUCAUGACUCUACCUGUUCCUCUAAGAAGGUAACAAACUGUUUACAUUACUAGUGUCCAAUUGAGUAAUAAGAAAAGAAGCAAAAUCUAAAAAAAGGAGAAAAUUGAAGAGAAUUAGCAGUUCUGGGGAAAAAAAAGUUUCUUUUAAUCUUUUUACAACCAAAGUUAAAAAAGUUUGCGUCUUUAUUGAGUAAAUAAUCCACAUUUUCACUGGUGUUAAAUGAAAACAUCGAUUCCACAGCAAAGAAACUCAGUUUCACUGAACCUUUUCCAGAGCUUUAUUUCUGGAUCUGUACACAAGGUAUUCAAGUACAACAUAAAAUACAAAAUAAUGUUUAACAAAAGGAAGAAAAAGAACAGCAAUGUUUAUGUACAAUUUCUAUAAACAAUAAAGAUAGCUUCUUGAACAUUUCUCAUAGUGAAGUUUUUGAUUGUCUAUAUUUCUGGAUAUACAUUUUUUAAAAUUUGCAGGUUUUUAUUCACAAAGGUAUUUCUUUUUUCCAAAGGAUUUGAGUUUUUUUUCCCUCUAUUCUUUUUUUAAAACCACAACUGCUUUAUUUCUCUUUUUUUAAACUUCAAAACACAAUACAAAAUAUAAAAUAAAUUUGUUUAGUGCUCUCCUGCACACAAGUCUCAUAGAAUAUCACAUUUUCGAGUUCACAGGGUGGUGAAAAUGUACUUUUACUACUUAAUGGCCUUUACAUUCUGACAGUUUUCUUCAUCUUUGUACAAACCACAGGUGAAAUAAAUAUCACUGCACCGCUAAAGCUAGAAGACCUUGAAGGACCUACUGCAUUAUGCACGUUGCAUUAAAAGAGAAACUAGCUCUCCACAGACUUGGAGCAGCAGCCACCCCUUUACCAUCAAGACAGAUAUAGACCACGACAUGUGACGUUUUUUUCCCCCAAUGAAAGAAAGAUGCGUCUUUUACACAUGGCUGCAAGUCUCAAAUGCAAAAAAAAACUAAAUUGCAACAUUGAGUUAAUAUCAAUACGUCUUUAGGUAAAGCCGUUUUCAGUGGUACACUUCAGGGACAAGCACAGCUGGCAUGCGUCUUUUCAGCCGUGUCCUGGUGUUUGGGUAGUAUGUUUUUGUUUGUUUUUUUCAAAAAAGAGAAAAAAUAAGUUUGAACAACAAGCCAAAGAAGUAGAAUGCAAAACCCCAAAAGUCUGUACAUAUAUACAAAUUAUUGCCUUUCUGACAAGGUAUCAAAUAAAGACUCAUGUAUCAACACAGAUUCACAAGUGUAAGAGGUCAGUUAAUAGACUAUUUAAAGGCUAUUUGCUAUAUAUUUACAUGAAAUACAAAGGUGGAUAUUCCUUUUCUGAUGCUGGGCUUGGAAACCAAAUUACUCAACCAAACCGAUGACUUUCAAAAUGACCAAUGGUUGGUGAGAAACCUCUGCAAAUGAUAAAAUACUACAUUUCUGGACUUGACAAACACGAUGUGCCCCUUGAAACAAACUAAAUAGUCAUAGCACAAUGCAUAGAUAAAUUAAGUAAACACUACAGCAUCAGAUGAACCGAUGCUGACCGCCUAAACAUUUUUAACAUUUCACAAUUAUGGACUUCAGUCAAGCAAAUCCGCUCCAAUUCUGCUACUUUACUCCCACAAAGUUGUCAACCAGAUUUUUAAAAAGGCAUCUCUAGUCAGGACAGGGUAGGCAGAGGUUCAGUACAAAAUGACAGAAGCUUUUAACGUAAUACUGCUAGCAGGUUUACCCGAGCUGGCUAAUAAGUCAGAAAAAAAAACAACAAAUGGCGCUACUUUAAUUUUACCACUUCUACAAAAAAAAAAAAAAAAAAA